UCCCCCGGCUCCGGGUGUCUCCGUGACGAGGCAACGCGGAGCCGCCGCGGGCCGGACCCAUCCCGCCGCAGCAGCCCCAGGGCCGAGCAGGAGCGAGGCGCGGAGGGAUCGGCGCCGAGAGGGGGCCGGAGCUCGGCCAGAAUGGUGUUGGAAGGAAACCCUGAAGUGGGCUCCCCCCGAACCUCAGACCUCCAGCACCCGGAGAACCAGGGCUCUUGUGUCCUCUCUUCUCCCAGUGAAGAUACACAGCCAGGGCAGGAGCCCAUCAAGUAUGGUGAACUCAUCGUUCUGGGAUGCUGUGAGGAAGGAGGUGAGGAAACCGAGGCUCAGAGAGGGGAAGUGACUGGCCCAAGGGCACACAGCUGCUACAAUGGGUGUCUGGCAAGUGGGGACAAGGGCCGCCGCCGAAGCCGCCUGGCACUGAGCCGCCGGCCACACGCCAAUGGAGUGAAGCCGGACGUCAUGCACCACAUCUCCACACCGCUUGUGUCCAAGGCACUGAGCAACCGUGGCCAGCACAGCAUCUCGUACACACUGUCCCGGAGCCACUCGGUCAUAGUCGAGUACACACAUGACAGUGACACAGACAUGUUCCAGAUUGGCCGCUCCACGGAGAACAUGAUCGACUUUGUGGUAACAGACACGUCCCCUGGAGGAGGGGCUGCCGAGGGCCCCUCUGCCCAGAGCACCAUCUCCCGCUAUGCCUGCCGCAUCCUCUGUGACCGCCGGCCGCCCUACACCACCCGCAUCUAUGCCGCUGGCUUCGAUGCCUCCAGCAACAUCUUCCUUGGAGAGCGGGCAGCCAAAUGGCGGACCCCUGACGGCCUGAUGGACGGCUUAACCACCAACGGGGUCCUGGUGAUGCACCCAGCAGGCGGCUUCUCUGAGGACUCGGCCCCGGGUGUCUGGCGGGAGAUCUCGGUCUGUGGGAAUGUAUAUACUCUGAGGGACAGCCGCUCGGCACAGCAGCGGGGGAAGCUGGUGGAAAACGAGUCCAACGUGCUGCAGGACGGCUCCCUCAUUGACCUGUGCGGAGCUACGCUGCUGUGGCGCACGCCGGCGGGGCUGCUGCGGGCGCCCACGCUGAAGCAGCUGGAGGCCCAGAGGCAGGAGGCGAAUGCAGCGCGGCCCCAGUGUCCCGUGGGCCUCAGCACCCUCGCCUUCCCUAGCCCGGCCCGUGGCCGCACGGCACCUGACAAGCAGCAGCCCUGGGUCUACGUCCGCUGUGGCCAUGUCCACGGCUACCACGGCUGGGGCUGCCGGCGCGAGCGGGGCCGCCAGGAGCGCGAGUGUCCUCUCUGCCGCCUCGUGGGGCCCUACGUGCCCCUGUGGCUCGGCCAGGAGGCCGGCCUCUGCCUGGACCCCGGGCCGCCCAGCCACGCCUUCGCACCCUGUGGCCACGUCUGCUCUGAGAAGACUGCCCGCUACUGGGCUCAGACGCCACUGCCCCAUGGCACCCACGCUUUCCAUGCUGCUUGUCCCUUUUGCGGGGCCUGGCUCACCGGCGAGCAUGGCUGUGUCCGCCUCAUUUUCCAGGGGCCGCUGGACUAGGCUCCCUGGGGGCCCCCUGCUGCUGCGCCCGCCUGCCCACCCAGGUCCCCCACCUCCUGCAGCCCAGAGGGAGCUCUGCAUGUGGGACUCUACCUGCUGGCACAUCGCCACACCAGAUGGAUGCGUUGGAUGGGUGGUGCCCUUCCGCUCUUAACUCUGGCUCCAAAGGGGGGUCUCUGGGACCCCCUACCUUGGUCAGAAUGAUGGGGCCCUCAGCACCAGCUCUGUCCCAGGCGGAUGGAGGGAGGCUCACCCCCACGCCCUGGCCCUUCCUGGGGCAUCCCACAUCACGCCGCCUACACUGUGCCCCUGGGGGAAUGAAGGGGCCAUGGGCCCCUGACCCCCAGCUUAGGCUGGCUGUGCCCUGAGCCUGCCAACCCAGUUCCAGAUAAUCACCCUGCUGCUGCCCUGGGUUCCUCUAUAAACCUUGCUGCUCAGCUGCC
Kogia breviceps (pygmy sperm whale) is the source of this 1994-nucleotide messenger RNA. It is a transcript of the gene PELI3, whose product is annotated as pellino E3 ubiquitin protein ligase family member 3. Gene Ontology annotation, biological process: regulation of Toll signaling pathway; protein K63-linked ubiquitination. The record is from RefSeq and is a predicted model, not a curated record. Gene Ontology annotation, molecular function: ubiquitin protein ligase activity; protein binding. NCBI's taxonomy places the organism in Eukaryota, Metazoa, Chordata, Mammalia, Artiodactyla, Physeteridae.